Closterium sp. NIES-65 is the source of this 1344-nucleotide messenger RNA. NCBI's taxonomy places the organism in Eukaryota, Viridiplantae, Streptophyta, Zygnematophyceae, Desmidiales, Closteriaceae. The record is from the annotation of a GenBank genome assembly.
AUGCAAACUGUGCCUGAUGCCACAUCCACUUUCACCAAGCCAACCACCAUCCUCAUGUUUGAUUGCCUUUUCCCUUCCCUCUAUCUGUCUUUCUACCCCCAUAACUGUACCCUCCCCAUCGUCAGUGCCGAAACCCUCCCCGUCGCCAGUGCCAACACCCUCCCCAUUGCCAGUGCCAACACCCUCCCCAUUGCCAGUGCCAACACCCUCCCCGUCGCCAGUGCCAACACCCUCCCCGUCGCCAGUGCCAACACCCUCCCCGUCGCCAGUGCCAACACCCUCCCCGUCGCCAGUGCCAACACCCUCCCCGUCGCCAGUGCCAACACCCUCCCCGUCGCCAGUGCCAACACCCUCCCCAUCGCCAGUGCCAACACCCUCCCCAUCGCCAGUGCCAACACCCUCCCCGUCGCCAGUGCCAACACCCUCCCCAUCGCCAGUGCCAAACCCCUCUCCACCUCCUCCAACGUCAUCUCCCAAUGUCAAGCCGUCUUCUUGGUGAAGGAGAUGGCAAGCAAGCACCAUCCGCAUCUUGUGCGUCUGUUGGGCUAUUGCAUCGACUUCGACCUCUCCACACGACUCAUGGAGCAGAUCCUCGUUUACGAGUUCAUGCCCAACCACGACCUUGAGAGCUGGAUUGGUUCUGGUGUCUCCCAUCCUCUUUUGCUUCGUCAAAGGCUUGACGUUCUGAUUGGAGUGGCAAAGGGGUUGCAGUAUCUUCAUGACUUUGGCAUUGUGCAUCGCGACAUCAAACCUGCCAACAUUCUCCUUGAUGCAAAGAUGCAGGCCAAGAUUGCAGACUUUGGGCUUGUGAAGCUUGGUGGGGGCACUGCUAUGGGCACGUCUGUGGCUGCCACUCGAGUGAUGGGAACACCGGGCUAUGUGGACCCUGCGUAUUUCAAGUCUCAUAAGGCCACUCCAGCAGCAGAUGUGCACAGUUUUGGCGUGGUGACGCUGGUGGUUAUCACGGCGCGCAAGGCUGUCCAUGUAACAGAGGAAAACCAGAUCAAUCUCAAACAAUGGGUGGCCCCGUUGGUGGACUCUGGUGCUGUAUUGGCAUUCAAGGACCCUCACUUGGACGCACCAGAUGACUUGGUGCUGCGCUGGGCUCGCCUUGCCCUCUCGUGCACCGCCAUGCCUGCAGCCUCCCGCCCCUCCAUGAAUCAAGUGCUUUGGGAGCUGGUGAAGUUGAAGCAGGAGGCGUCCGGAGCACAUGAGGGUCAUGUGGGCGAGGCCAAAUCUCGCAUUGACAUGGAGCUUGGGAGCUCCAUUGGCUCCUCCAGCUUCACUGCUGAAAUGGCCCGUGCGGAGCGCGAGGGGGGCAUGCCAAGUGGCUCUUCCACGUAA